Molecule: messenger RNA, 376 nt
Organism: Amoebophrya sp. A120
Lineage: Eukaryota; Dinophyceae; Syndiniales; Amoebophryaceae
Source: the annotation of a GenBank genome assembly
AGGCGUUCCGCGUAGAAGGGGGCCAACCAUUGAGAGAGCGCGUAUUCGUCGCAAACAAACUCGAUUCGCACUAAGCCGGGGUUGAUGAAGUGGACGAUGUCGCUGCGGCCACAAGUUCUGGGGAGAUCGUCCAGAAGCAUAAGAAUAAAAGGAAUGAAGCGGGCAAGUUUGCGAACGUGCGUGACCUCAGAGGGAAUGCAGGGGCGCGGGUAUUGCGGGAGCAACUUUGCAUCUGUUGGAGGUUGUCACUACAUGACGCGCACAAGAGGCACAGCUGGCGCAGGAUCUAGACGCGUUCGUGAGCGGUCCGGUCGUUUCUGCGCAAACUGCCACGGAGAUAAUGGAUACCUUGACCCAGCCGGUUGACGCCGCAAAC